AUGGCGUUACGAAGUCCGGUGUGGGAUUAUUUUAUGAAGAUAAAUCCUGAGAAAAUUAAAUGUAACUUGUGCUCGGCAGUGUUGUCGUUUAAAAGUAGUUCAACUUCUUGCUUAAACAGACACUUGCGACAUAAGCAUCUAACAGUUAAUUUAAGUGAAACUCGUUCGAAAUCAGUCUUUAUGAAUCUGGGCAGUGACGAAACCAGUUCAGUUUCCACAGCAACUGUUCAGGAAUCUGCCAUUCCAGUGCCUGUGCGUCAAGAUGAACAAUCUGUACAAGAAAUACCCAGCACUUCCACCAGUUCAGUUCUGGGUAGGUGUGGUAAACAAACAAAGAUUACUGGAUUUGCAUCAAGACCAGUGCCUUCAUCCAAACGAGCCAAAAUAGACGAACAGAUUUUAAGACUUGUUGUUAAAGAAUACCUUCCAUUUAAUGUAGUUGAGAGUGUAGAGUUUAGAAAAAUGACUUAUUUAUUAAAUGAAAACUAUGUACCACCAAGUAGAAAAACACUCUCCCACAGUUUACUCUCUCAAAUGUUCGACAGCACACUAGUGCGACAUACAGCAGAAAACAUUUCCAAUGAAUUACAAAAUGUGACUUCAAGUGGGGGUAUCACCAAUAAAAUUGUAGCUUGCACUACAGAUAACGCACCUAAUAUGGUGAAGGCAGUGAUGAUGUGCAAAUGGUGGCAUGUACCUUGUUUUGCACAUACACCGAAUUUAAUCAUGCAAGCAAGCCUUGAACCAAUUACAGACACAAGGGGAAAGGUGAAGUCAUUAGUGGAAUUUUUCAAAAGAAGUCCUCAAGCACUUGAGAAAUUACACAAUAUUCAGAAGCAAAUGGGCGUUCCUAUUUUAACACCGAAACAAGAUUGCCCUACGAGAUGGAAUUCCACAUAUGAAAUGUUUGACAGGCUUUUGAAAAUCAAAGAGCCUUUGCAAAGCACCCUUGCCAUCCUCAGUGUGGAUUCACAAACAAAACUGUCCAAUGAAGACUGGUUAGUUAUUGAAAAAUCUUGUGAAAUACUAUCUCCUUUUGAACAAGUCACAACAGAAAUUAGCAGUGAAAGAAAUGUAACCUUGUCAAAAGUUGUCUUAUUAAGCAAAGGUUUACAAAGUCAUUGUCUGAGACUAAAAAACUCAGAUCACAGCAAUGAAGCCAAUAAUACAGUAAUUGCUAAACUUGAGGACGGAAUCUGUACCCGCCUCAUUCAAAAGUUUGCAGAUAAAGCAAUUGCUUGUGAGGCAACAUUACUGGAUCCUCGCUUCAGGGAGCAUGGUUUUCCAAAAACUGGGCAUCGAUUAAAAGAAACAAAAGAUGCCAUAAUUAACAAGUGCUGUGCAAUACGACAGAAAUCCACUCGGUGUUCUACAGAAAAUCCGCCACCAGCCAAACCAGUUGAGGUGAGCACAUUCACUUCUAGCAGUGGCAACAUUUGGCAGGAUUUUGACCAAGCUGUAGGUGGCUUGAUCCAAAGUGUAGACAAUCCACAUGCUGCAAGUAUAGUCGAGCUUGAUAAAUAUAUGAAGAUGCCACUGAUACACAGAUCACAAGAUCCAUUGCUGUGGUGGAAAGAAAAUCAUGUGUUGUUUCCUACACUGUUUGAAAUAAUGAAACGACGUCUUUGUAUUAUGGCCACCUCUGUUCCAUGUGAGCGCAUAUUUUCAAAGCAGGGGCAAACAAUAACAGACAGACGAUCCCGUCUUUCAAGCGAAAAAGUGUCAAAAAUGAUAUUACUAAACUACAACUUAGAAUAG
Molecule: messenger RNA, 1758 nt
Organism: Schistocerca nitens (vagrant locust)
Lineage: Eukaryota; Metazoa; Arthropoda; Insecta; Orthoptera; Acrididae
Product: E3 SUMO-protein ligase ZBED1-like
Exons: 2
Coding region: 1-1758 (585 amino acids)
Molecular function (GO): DNA binding; protein dimerization activity
Source: RefSeq, a predicted model, not a curated record